AUGACAACAAAUGAACUGAAUUACACGCCAAUUGAAAAGUUGUGUUUGGCGCUAGUCUUCUCGAUUCAAAAGCUGAAGCACCACUUUCAAGCUCAUAGUGUUAACCUUAUUUCCAGAGAAAAUCCCAUCAAGUUUGUGAUGUCAAAACCAGUCCUCAGUGAUCGACUAGCAAGGUGGUACUUCCAGUUUCAACAAUUUGAGAUUACAUACAUCCCUCAAAAGGCUAUAAAAGGACAGGCAUUGGCGGACUUCUUAGCGGAUCACCCGAUACCUGAUGAUUGGGAGCUAACUGAUGAACUUCCCGAUGAACAUUCAAUGGUCGUUGAAAUUCAACCACCGUGGAAAAUGUACUUUGAUGGUGCUGCACAACGUGAUGGAGCUGGUGCUGGUGUGGUGUUUGUUACUCCGCAGAGAGAAGUUCUACCAUACUCCUUUACUUUGACACAACGUUGCUCCAAUAAUGUCGCUGAAUAUCAAGCACUAAUACUUGGACUCGAAAUGGCUGUCGACAUGAAACAGUUGCAGUUGCAAGUCUUUGGUGACACUCAGUUGGUGAUCAAUCAACUCUUGGGAAGCUCUGAAGUCAAGAAGCCUGAAUUACUCCCAUAUCAUGGUUAUGCUCAGAAGUUGAUAGGAUGGCUUGGUGAUAUGACUCUUAAGCACGUUCCAAGGAAGGAAAAUAAGAAAGCUGAUGCUCUAGCUUUAACGUUAACUCUGCCAGAUCAAACACAAGUGACUAUCUACCAGAAAUGGGUAGUACCUCCGCCAAAUGAGGAUGAAGGCGCGAAAAAUGAGCUUGAGCAUCUCGUAGCUGUUUCUGAAGUUGCGAAGGAAGACUGGCGACAACCCAUCAUUGACUACUUGAGUUAUGAGAUACUGCCAGAAGACUCAAGAAGAAUAACUGAAAUUCAUCGUCCAGCAUCUCGAUUCUUUUGCUACAAGGAUACUUUAUAUAGAAGAUCUUUUGAGGGGGUACUCUUGCGAUGUUUGGGGGAAGAUGAAGCAGUCCAAGCUUUGCAAGAAGCACAUUCAGGAUUAUGUGGAUCACAUCAAUUUGGACCAAAGCUCCACUUCCACAUAAAAAGGAUGGGAUAUUAUUGGCCAACGAUGAUGAAAGAUUGCUUGGACUAUGCUCGAAGAUUUUUUGGUGCACACUUGUACAUCUUGGUUGUAACCGACUACUUCUCAAAAUGGGCUGAAGCUGUCUCUCUUAAAGAAGUGAAGAAGGAGAAUGUUGCAAACUUCAUCCGAGCAAAUAUCAUUUAUCGCUUUGGCAUUCCUAGUUACAUAAUAACAGACAAUAGCAAGCCAUUUGAUAAUAAAUUGAUGAACAAGAUUUGUGAUCUCUUCAGUUUCAAGCAGCGUAAAUCUUCUAUGUAUCAUGCUGCUGCCAACGGUCUAGCUGAAGCGUUCAAUAGGACGACUUACCGCACACCAAUGAGAUUAGCAUGA
This is a messenger RNA of Lycium barbarum (goji berry), 1452 nucleotides long. RefSeq lists its product as uncharacterized. The transcript is spliced from 2 exons. Gene Ontology annotation, molecular function: nucleic acid binding; RNA-DNA hybrid ribonuclease activity. Gene Ontology annotation, biological process: DNA integration. The coding region runs from base 1 to 1452 and encodes 483 amino acids. The record is from RefSeq and is a predicted model, not a curated record. Lineage: Eukaryota; Viridiplantae; Streptophyta; Magnoliopsida; Solanales; Solanaceae.